ACAUGGGUGUGCAAAUGUUCUGAGAGCGGCGCAGGUGGCCCCAGCCAGCUCUUAGGUCUGGGAGGAGCGAGGGAGCUAGAAAGCGCUGCUUGGCUGUCUGGCCGGUAGGGUUGCCUCUUUUUUUUUUCUUUCUUCCUUUUUUUUUUUUUAAACCUCUUCGGUCUAGUAGCCCUGCUAUUAUUGAUGCAAAAAGAGAUCCAGGGACGCCCCAAUUCGCUUGGAUCGAGGUCGUCUGGAGCCAGCUAUCUCUUCACCCCAGGAAGAGUGGCUAAAUAUGAGUAAUAAAAUAAAUAAAUAAAAAUAAGAGAGCGCUCUUUUCCAAACGGAAGAUUGAUUGGGAUUUUUCUCUCCAUCCUCCCUCCUUCUUCCUCUUUGCUAGUUUAACGAAAUCGGCAGAGUGAAGGGGCGAAAGAGGUAUGGCUCGACCUCUUCCUUUGAACCCAACUUUCCUACCUCCAACUUAUGGGGUGCUGAAAUCCCUGCUGGAAAACCCGCUCAAGCUGCCGCUGCGUCACGAAGAUGCAUUUUAUAAAGAAAAAGACAAAGACAAAAAACUGGAUGACGACAGUACUAGUGCCACUGUCCCACAGUCUGCUUUUCUGGGGCCUACGUUAUGGGACAAGACACUUCCCUAUGAUGGUGACACUUUCCAGUUGGAAUACAUGGACCUGGAAGAAUUUCUCUCAGAGAAUGGCAUUCCACCCAGUCCAGCCCAGCACGACCACAGCCCUCAUCAACCAGCUCUUCAGCAGCCUACCUCAGCAACACCAUCUGUCAUGGACCUCAGCAACAGAGCAUCCACAUCGGUCCACCCGACUAUGGUUUCCCAAAACUGCAUGCAAAGUACAGUCAGGCCAGGUCAGAUCUUGCCUACAAACCGAAACACGCCAAGUCCUAUUGAUCCCGACACCAUUCAGGUUCCAGUUGGGUAUGAACCAGACCCUGCCGAUCUUGCUCUUUCUAGCAUUCCUGGCCAGGAAAUGUUUGACCCUCGCAAGCGCAAGUUCUCUGAGGAGGAGCUCAAGCCCCAGCCGAUGAUUAAGAAAGCUCGCAAAGUCUUCAUUCCAGAUGAUCUGAAGCAGGAUGACAAAUACUGGGCAAGACGUAGAAAGAACAACAUGGCUGCCAAGCGAUCUAGAGAUGCCCGGAGGCUGAAGGAGAACCAGAUUGCUAUCCGUGCCUCAUUCCUCGAAAAGGAGAAUACGGCCCUGCGCCAGGAGGUGGCUGAUCUACGGAAAGAGUUGGGCAAAUGCAAGAACGUCCUUGUCAAGUAUGAAGCCCGGCAUGGUCCUCUGUAAAUGGUGUCCCCCCGCCACCCUUUUCUGUUUCUUUUCUUCCCACUUAUUAUUUUAUUUUUAUUUUUAUUUUUCUUUAAUUUUGUGGUUUGGCAUUUAAAUAGAUGGACAGUGUGUUUCCUGUUUGAUAGCACCUCACCCAAACCAACUUUUCAGUCAUGGGCACUUUAACAGAAAGCAGAACCAGAACCAGUGUACAACCUGUGUGUAUGUGUGCGUGGGUGUGCUUGCACACAAGUGCGCAAGCACACCUGUGAAUGAGUGUGCAUGUCUGUCUUGGCUCUUCUUGUUUUUUUAUGAAACCCUAUUUGCAGGGUUGGGUUGGCCAAGACUGGCCAUAGUAAACUUUUUAUUGAAUACAUACAUGUAGAUAUGCAUGUAUAUAUUUUCCAGUGCUGCUUGAGCUGUAUUCUUGUCUUAUCCAAUCCCAUUAUUUUGAUAUAACUUGGAAAAAAAAAGAAACAAAAUGAAAGAAAAGCAUCCUGGUAAUGAGGAAGAACAAGAGAAAGAACAGAAAGGUAGAGCUGUUUUUGGUUUGUUGUUUCAAGAAGGCACAUCAGUCUGUGUAAAUUUACUGAUAUAAUGCACAAUUGAUAUCCAUGCUGUGCCGCAGAGAUAUUAAUUUAUAGAUUUGCUUUUUAUUUUGUUUUGGUUUUCUUUUAUGUUUUUUGGUAAAUAAAAUAGACAUUCAGAUUCAUAGUGUAUUCUAUAGCCUCCUUGUAGAAUAAUAAGGAACAGCUAACUUUCCUUUUAUUGCUAUAAAAUCAAAAAUAAAUAGGUAGAAGUAUUAUAAAUAGAUCGGAGAGAGUAUAUUUUUGCAUCCCCUGGAUCUUGUACUGGUUAAAAUAUUCCUGGUGGACAUUGGAUGACUUUGCUACCUUAAUACCAUAACUUUUUAGUGCUCUUUUUUCAUAAAAUGUUAAAGAUUUCUUGAUAGUCUACCUAAAAAGAUCCCUAACCAGACAAGCAAAAAACCCCCAAAAAUCAUCAUAUGCCUGCACAAUGUCAGAGCAUGCUGUACAGAUAAAGGUCAAAGCAUAUUCCUGCCUUAGGUGAAUUAAAUUUUUGUUUCUGCCAUCCCUCCCCCUUUUUUUUAAUGAUAUGUGGGGCACAACACUGAAUUAUACAGGUAUGCAAAACAUUUUAAGGUUGAAAUACUCCAACCUUGAAAUACCUGUUUCAGUCUUAUCGAGAACUGACCAGGAUACCUUUGUCUUUCAUCUGAUUUCUUUUACACUUUGCAGCCAGCAAGUGGAAAUCCAGAAGCUUUCAGUUAAAUUUCUUGGGAAGUAGGGGUGUCAAUUCAGCCAAGGAACUGCCACGCUGCUUCUGCAGAUCCUUCUCCAAUCUGCUCAGCCUGCAGUGCUUUUUCAAGAGUUAAGCUGGGCCAGCAGCCCUUGAACCUGGUCAUUAGAAGAGCUUGUCUGCUUUUGUCUGGGUGGUCAAGCUGCUCUUGUGAAUGUCUGCUGCUGUUUUGUGCAGAUCCCCAGUCCUUGCCCUCGACCAGCCUGUGUCUGGCAUAACCAGAGGGGUCUGGAUCAAUCCCCGGUUGGGGACAAAGGUCAAGUGGUGCUUGUCUUCAGCCCACCACCCACUCUUCAAAGAGUUCAGUGCUGUUCUUGGGGUACAGGAGGGACACUGAUUGCCAUGCUAGGUAAGGAUGAAACUACACAAAAAAUUCAAGAUAAUUCACCGAUCAGAGAACUGGAAAAGCAAAAUUAAAAAGGCCUAUGUUACUACCACCUUUUGGAGUUUGAGCAGAUUAUAUUUUUAUUUCCACUGAUGCUCAAUUUCUGAAAUUCUCGUUUUUUCUCUGAAAGACUUUGAAUUCAGCUUUUUAGUUAACUAUGUGCAAUAUACUUUCUGUAGAUUUCUCACCUGCUGGUUUUGUUUUAUUUCCCCCAAAUUGUUUUGAUUUAGUUAGAAGUCAUUUUUGUAAUUUUUUGCCUUGACAUGUUGCUGUGAUUGUAUCAUGACCUGAUGGUUUUCAGAGUUUCUCCUGUUAUUUUUUUAGCUUUGAUUUGUUUUCUGAACUUACGUUAUAUUAUAUAAAGUAUUUUUGGAGGGUGGGGAGGAAAUGAAUGUAAGAGAUGCAGAUAUAUAUUGAAAGGUGAUGGUGUCAUACUGUGGUUAAUUCAGUUCUUUUAAAGGUUUCCUGAAGACCAAAAGAAAUUGAUUAUUAUAAAAUUUAUAAAAUUUAUACAGAAUCAUUAGAGUUGGCUCUUUUUUUGUACAGUAUUUUUCAAGGACAAAUGCUGAUUGCGUAUUUUGGGAAAAGAAUAAGAUAUAUAUAUCAUAUGUUUAAGCAAAGAGGAUUUUAAAAAACUAGAUUAUUUCACUUUAAAGAUGACAAUAUAUCUCUUUAUAUAUUCAUGAAUAUUGAGUACAGAAUAAAUGCUUCUAGGGCUUUUUUAAAAUGACGAUAUUGUAUGCCCGCCACUGGCACAUUAACGUAGCUUUGUGUUUCCAGUUCGAGAAUAAUACAUGUCUCUGGGCACAGUUGCUUGCCUCUGGAAGGAUCACAUCGGGUGCAAUAGAAGGCUCUACCUCCCUCCUUUUCUUAGUCUAUCUAACUUUAGCAACUGCCCAUGUAUGAGAAGAACAGAGUUGUGCAUGUUCCUCCCUUCCACCAUAAGGACUCCAUAGUUCCUGCCAGCCCCAUGUAACCCCUCCAUGCAAAAGCGGCUGUGUUCAUAUGGGGACAGAUGGGACUCUAAAUGUUUUAAGCAUGUAACAUUGUUUGCUGUGGUCUUUCAAAUUUCUCUUGAGUAAAUACAGCUUUCCUUUUAAAAAUGUAAUUAAUUGGUUGGAGAAAGCACAAGGUUGGUGACAUCUGUCAUAGAGCUUCAUGAGUGCAAAUACUGUAUGUUGGGGACUGGGCAAUAUGAUCCAAAUGCUCAUAAAGCUUACAUUAUCAAUUCUCUUUGACAUUUCCAGUCCAUCCUAUGGUACAGAUUGGUAUCUAUGGUGAGAGUUUGAAAAAAAAAUCCAUUACAAAGAUGGUUCUUGCAGAUUGAAGCAUGUUUCUCUCAAAAGACAUCAACUGAGGAGGCCAGAAUGUCUCCCAGACCUCUCCCAACAGGCAGCUUAACAGAGCUAAAACAGAGGACCUAUUUUUCAACUAAGUACAGUGGAGAGCAGGUAAGCAGUCUGCUUCAGGUAUCUCCAAAAUGCUGGACCUCGUACUGUAGCACCCAAAAUUCCCAGCCAGCCAGGGCUCUCUCUGGGUGAUGGGCAGUGUAGCUCUGUGUGCUUCUCCAGGUUCGGAAAGGGUGCUUAAUCUUUGGGGGACAAUUCGGAAGCAGUAAGGGUUAUUUCACAUGUUAGAGAUGAGCCCAGGUUGGUUCCUCAGUAUUCACUCCCUGAUCUCAUAACCUGUUUGUCACAUUUGUCCAAACUGAAUUCCCUUCUAUCCAAGUUGUUGGUGCCCAGGGUUUUCUAUAAGGCAAUAGUUUCUGCUUGUGGCAUCAUAUCGCUUCUUGUUGUUUACUGUUACCCACAUUGGGUAGUGCUGACAGACAAGUUCAACAACAUCUGGAGAGCACAGAUUCCCCAAUCUGUCCUCAUGCUUCCUACUUUCAUUCUGGCAUCUUCUAGAGGUCCAUUGUUUCAGUUUUCUUGCCCAGUCUCAUUCUGUCUCUGGUUGAGUACAAGAAUGAGCAAAGCCAUGUGACUUCCUUAAGCCAUACUUGGCUUUUAUUAUACUUGAACAGGUGUUUUCUUGAAUUGGUGAAUUACAGAAAAGAUACGGUUUUUUAGUGCAUUAAACAAAAUUGCACAUCAGAAAAUUAUGGUGCCACAUGUUUUUCUAGAGCUUUUUUUCCAUCAAAACAAGUGCAUUUCUGUUACAUAAAAUCACCUUACAUUAUAGGUGAUUUAAACAAAACUUUUGGACAAUUGCAAAGAAAUGCUGCCAUUAUUAUGAGGAUUUUCCAGAAAGUUUGAAAAUAUAUCCCAGUGUCCUAAAUAUUUUAAUAGGCUUUUUUUGGACCAUUAUUUCAGCUGAUUAAUCAUCUUUAGGGGAUAAACUAUCCUUUACUGGCCAGUAAAUAUACCUGUCUAUAUGUUCAUGUGUGUGUGAAAGUGAAAAUAAAUAUUAAGCUGAUAAUAAUUUCCACUGAGUGUAAAACAAGCCUCAAGGACAUAAUACUGGGAGAAGGUAGGACUGCUUUAAGAAGUUGCGAUCACAUGGUCUGUUCAUUUCCCCCAAAUCCGAAGUAUUUCAUGGUCCUACUCAUAACUUUGUCUGGAGGUGCCAGUGUGGAAACUCAAGUUAACAAAGAUGUUUUGCAGGCUAGGAAGUUUUAUCUGCAUGGUUGACAUGGAGACGUUAAAGAAGUAUAAUUUCACUAAUCUGGAGAUUCUUUUGAGAUGUAAAGAUCUUACAGUGGACAGUGAUCCUAGAUACAGUGCUGUUACUGUUAGAAACACCAGUUGCUUCAUCGUUAUAGGUUCACUUAAUUUCUAGACAGGGCAACUAUAUCCAGUCACAGCAGGUAGGCCAAAUUAUACAAUGGCUUCUGUGAAUAAUCAGUAGUUACACAAUACAUCUUGAGCAACCAGAUGUCCACGCUUGCUCUGCCCUCAAAACACAUUUUUGUUUACUUCUGAUUUUGAGCUUCAACUUGGCCUGCUAGUUUAUUUGGUUUUACACUAUGAAUCUGUAUAGAUGAGUGGUCAGCUUCUCUCAAAAGAACAAACAGAGAGAAACUAGUUAAGAAAAAACAUAGAUGAUGACAAGGGUAAGACAGUUAUGAUUAGAGCAGAUGAUAAAUAAGGAGGAUGGAUUGUCCAGAGACGGGCAUAAUCUAAGCAAGAUCGACGACAAUAGGCCACUGAUCAGAGCUGAAACCUAAGUAGCUGUCUGCACAUUGUAAAGUGCGUUAGCAUCUGGAUCGGCUUGUGGAUCAAGCUGAGGCUGACGACAUUGGAAUAAGAGAAGUCUUUUUCCAAAUCCUGCCUACCAGCCUCUCCCAACUGGAUGCAUUCUAAAUGUGGUGGGAAUAUAUUGCCCAUACUUUGAACCAGCCAAAAGCCAUGCCAGCUAGCAAGUCUGUAGCCCUAAUAUAUCUGGAAGGCACCAGCUUAGGGCCUGACAAUUAUCUACACCAGAAAACCAUUGGUUGGUGUUUUUGCUGGGAAAGAGUUUGCAAGAAACAUAUUCCUGGUCUCUCAUGAAACAGCCAUUAGAACCAGCCAUUUCAUCAAUUCUGAAACUGAUGCAGGUAACUAUGGCCCUCCUGAUGUCCUGCAAAUGUUGUAUACCCAUCAGCCCCAGCCAGUAUGACAAAGAGUUGGAUAUGAUGGAGGUUGAAACGAAAAACAGGAAGGCCACAGCUUCUCCACCAUCUGGUAUCGAUAGGAGAGUGCCUCAUCUGUACACGUGGUCUGUUGUUUCACUGCUCCAUUGAAUUAAGACUGCACAUUAUUUGCUGGAGUGAGAUGUAUAUUAGGCUACAAUUGUAUAUGCUCUAGUAUUUUUGCACACAGUGGGCUUACUUCUGAGUAAGAUUUAGGUAAGUUAUUAAUGAAUGAAACUUAGCCUUAUCUUUUGAGUUAACUAGUCCCCUGGCCUUUAUUCUUGCUUCAAAAAUUGUGUGUGUGUGUUUGGUAUGUGUGCAUGAAUGCACACUUGCAUUAGAGCGUGUGUUUGAGAAAAGCAAGAAUAAGCUUUUGGUAUUUUUCAUUUAUUUGGAAAAAUGUUCCACUUUUUUCUCUCUCUCAAGUGAUCAACCAUUGUGUUUCUGGCAACCUCAUACGAGACCUCUGUUCACAAGAGUUUAACAAACAAGAUCAAAUUAAAUGUACGUCAUGACAUGAAUUGUGUUACGUAUGUUUUUCAGCCCCAAUCUUUCUGUUACUCUUUAACGUUUAAUAAAAACAUUUAAAUUUUU
Molecule: messenger RNA, 7189 nt
Organism: Candoia aspera
Lineage: Eukaryota; Metazoa; Chordata; Lepidosauria; Squamata; Candoiidae
Gene: HLF
Product: HLF transcription factor, PAR bZIP family member
Exons: 4
Coding region: 417-1298 (293 amino acids)
Biological process (GO): regulation of transcription by RNA polymerase II
Cellular component (GO): nucleus
Molecular function (GO): DNA-binding transcription factor activity, RNA polymerase II-specific; RNA polymerase II cis-regulatory region sequence-specific DNA binding
Source: RefSeq, a predicted model, not a curated record